Messenger RNA from Bombina bombina (fire-bellied toad), 3759 nucleotides. It is a transcript of the gene SPIRE2, whose product is annotated as spire type actin nucleation factor 2. Gene Ontology annotation, biological process: actin filament polymerization; cleavage furrow formation; actin nucleation. Gene Ontology annotation, cellular component: cell cortex; cytoplasmic vesicle membrane. The coding region runs from base 350 to 2467 and encodes 705 amino acids. The transcript is spliced from 15 exons. Gene Ontology annotation, molecular function: actin binding. NCBI's taxonomy places the organism in Eukaryota, Metazoa, Chordata, Amphibia, Anura, Bombinatoridae. The record is from RefSeq and is a predicted model, not a curated record.
GUGUGACUCCUGGUGCCUGAGAAAAUACUGGUUUAGUAUGAAAGCUCCGGCUUGUGAAAUCAAAAUUGUGGCUGUGCACGAGAAAUUCUGGCCAGGUGGCAACCCUAGCUGUGACUGAUCUUUAGAGUAUCUUUGCAGUCACUGACUUUAUCCUGUACUUAAUGAUAUAUCUGAUCACAUCAUACUCAGCGCUACCUUAUUUCCCACACCACUUAGCCAUCCCCUCCCCAUGAAGACAGAGUCCGGUAGGAGGGGUUAGAAGGAGGCGCUUUCCGCAGCCCCUGCACCGGGCAACCGGUGAUGGAGAAUAACCUUGUGUCCGGAGCAGCCCGGUGAUGGAGCUACCCGGAUGGCCCAGGACAGUACAAGCAGUGGGGGGACCCCCGGGGGGAGCGGAGAGCUGUCCAUAGAAGAGGUGCUGAAAUCAUACGAGCAACCCAUCAAUGAGGAGCAGGCGUGGGCCGUGUGUUAUCAAUGUUCCCGGGGACUAGCAGGAAAUCCCCGGGCAGUGGAGGGUAGGAUCCGGGAUCCCUCCUCCCUGAUACUGCACAGGGAUGGGAUGGUCACUGUUUUACCGGAACCUCGGGACACCCCAGGAAAUGCUCUAAGUUCCCCUCUGCCGUCAAUAACUGAAACACAGAUGGUUCAAUGUCUGGGCUUUGCCAUUUACCGUGCCCUGGACUGGGGCCUAGAUGAAAGUGAGGAACGGGAACUCAGUCCUCAGCUGGAGCAGCUGAUAGACCUUAUGGUUCACAGUGACUCAGAUGGGGUCUUAACUGAUGAAGGCUACGAGGAUGAAGAUGAAGAAGGACCUCCACGAGUGGUGCGCAGUUUCUCAGCAGUAUUGCGACUUUGUGCAUUUCGUCUUCCUGAGCCUUCUGAAGCACCAUUACAUUAUCAGGCUGUCUGUAGAGCCCUCUUUGCAGAGACAGUUGAGCUCAGAGCUUUCUUGUGCAAGAUCCGUGAGGCCAAAGAGAUACUGGUGAAGCUACGGGUGGAAGAAAGAGAGCCAGAUGGAUUGGUGAACUUGGAGAAUACAGAUUGGGCCCGUCUGUGGGUGCAGCUGAUGAGAGAUCUGCGGCAUGGUGUACAGCUGAAAAAGGUUCGGGAAAAAACAUUUAAUUCAUUGCCCACUGAAUACCAACUGACUCCAUUUGAGAUGCUCAUGCAGGACAUCAGAGCACGAAAUUAUAAGCUGCGUAAGGUUAUGGUCGGAGGAGACAUCCCUCCAAUGGUGAAGAAAGAUGCCCACGAAUUGAUCCUGGAUUUCAUAAGAUCACGGCCCCCACUAAAACCGGUCUCUAAAAGAAACUUGCCUCCAUUACCUAUCAGACAGAGAAGUCUUCAUGAGAAAAUACUGGAUGAAAUCAAACAAGAACCAAAACUACGCCGUGUGGAGACCCAGGGACGAGGGCAAAAAGGAUUUGGCUCACUCCCCUGCAUUGUUGACGCUUGCUCCACUGACUUGAAGUCUACAUCUUGCAUAAACCUCUCACUUCCAGAGUCUGCAGGCCCCAGACCACGACCUCGCAUCCUUCUGAAGGCCCCUACAUUGGCAGAAAUGGAGGAGAUGAGCCUCUCUGAGGAAGAUGACUCUCCUAGUUCAGAAAUUCGGAGGGUGACAAGCGCCCCUCUGCCACUUAAACGGGACCGCUCCUUCUCAGAGCAAGACCUGGCUCAGUUGCAGAGUGAGAUGGGACACAUUCCACAGAGGGGACCUUCAGUAGUACAGCAAAACACAGAAGGCAGAGCACGGUCAUGCAGUGUAACUGGGAACCCCAGGGCUGUGAACAAGUCACUGACGUCUUGUCCAUCUCAGGGCAGCUCCAGUGCACCCUCCUCAUCUCACAGGUCUCUUGGACCUGUACCGGAAAAGAAGGAACCUGACUCCCCCUCAGAGGGAAGCUCAAAGCACCGUUGGCUGGAGUUCAGUCAUCCCGUGGACACGCUGGCCUUGACGGUGGAGGAGGUAAUGAACGUGCGCAGGGUGCUCGUGAAGGCAGAGAUGGAAAAAUUCUUACCAAGCAAAGAGCUGUAUACCAACAUAAAGAAAGGGAAGGUUUGUUGUUGCUGCAGAGUGAAAUUCCCAUUAUUCUCCUGGCCAGCUAGUUGUCUCUUCUGCAAAAGGUCUGUCUGUGGGUCUUGUAAUAUAAAGAUGAAGCUUCCUGCCAAGAAGUUGGGGCACAUUCCAGUUUACACUUUAGGGUUCGAAACCCCUCAAGGAGUAAUCAGCACAAGUGGGAACCACAACAGGAAGAGGGACAUUUUGCAGUCCCGUGGAGGGAUGUCAUGGAAAAACGUUGAGGGACAGUUCCCCCAUAUUUAUGCUCAAGGUUCAUCAAUGAAAGAUGUUUGUACUGACUGUGCUGGUUUCAUCACAGAUGUGGUCUGCUCAAGCCGAAAGAGUGUGGACAUUUUAAACACAGGGAGCACACGGGCUCCAGGCCGAUCGAAUAAGAAAGUGUAAACACUCACCCUGUCAGCCCCAUCUCUGCACCGGCUGUUACUCGGCCUCUGCUCUGCUAACUGCUUAAAGCAGUAACCCAAAUAAUAAUAGAGGCAACUUCAAACAUUGCUUUGUGUUAAUUCUAUAUUUAUCAUUUCGCUGUCUGACACUAUAUGAAUUGAUACCUUUAUAGUGAGUGAAGUUCAUGCAGGAGAAGCUGUUAGUUUAAAGCACUGGUCUCUGAAGUGGCAAUAUCACUGUAUCUACAUAUUUACAUAAAGGUCAUGGCAGAACAGGGGUAAUUUAGUAUCACUAGACACUAGCUCCCUAGUGAAACUCCGUAACCAUUCCCGCCAUGGUAUAACCUAUUUUACUCCAGCUUUUAAUUGGCCUUUUCUGUAGUAUGAAUACACAUACCUGCAUAAUUGUGUGACUAUAUGUAUAUUUAUAUUUGUACAUAAUCUGAUCCUAACAAUAUGGAAAUACUUUCAUGUUUAAAACACAGAGGAUCUCAGCUGGAUCACUGGAUCCCUUCAACCAAUGAACUAAGCUUGUGGCAAUCUAUUACUGUUUAGUUAGCCAAGAUCCAAGAGCUGGCUCGGUGGAUUUUGGCAGCUAGAGUUAAAAUGAUUAUAAGGUCACAGACUUGUCUUGAAGAUAAACAUUAAUGAUGGAAUCAACAAAAGAUCUCAGGUGGACCAUUUACCCCAUUAAUGCUGCAGGGGACAUGGUGCACUACUGUGUGGACAAGACAAAUGGAGGGACUACAGUGUCCUGGGCAUAACAGUGAACUUAAAUGCGUGGGCACAAGCCAGUGGCACUGGCAUGAAUGGAUCACACUCAAUAAACUGACAAACAUUAUAGAUAAAUGCUGCACUAACCUUAUGACCCAAAGCUCUGCAUGUGACCUUUACAAUUUAUUUGCACUAGAGAAUCUGCACUUCCAUGCUGAGUUAGUAAGCCAAAUGUAUUUCCUUUCUUGAUUAACCAACUUGUAUCCUCCCUUAGUGCAUUGCUGUUAUUGAGAUGCAUUGUACCCAGGCGUAAAUAAAAACAAUUGCCAGCUCUGAUAUAUACCCCCUUUAGGAGAGGAGGGUAACGCAGUCUGUUGCAGGACAAAACAUUGCAGACCCCUUCAAUCCUAUGUGGCUGAAUACCUAUUUUUUUAAGAAAAUAAUUAAAAAAGAAUACCAAAAAUACAAAAGACUGAAUGAGCGAAUCUAUUGUAUGUAAAUAUAGAUAACAGCAUCCUUGAAGCAGCACUCUUACCAAACCUGAACUAUCUCACUACAGUAAAGGUUGUUUUUUUUAUA